AUGUUUUUAUCGGCACUUUUUUCAUUAAAAUCAAUUGUUUCGUUAUUUGUCCUAUUGAUUGCUUUUGGUAUUGGAUCAUAUCUGUAUUUAACAUUAGAUACAGAUUUUGAAGCUCAACCUCGUAUAUUUUCUCAUUCAACUAGUUCAAAUUUAUUGAAAGCAAAAUUUCCAAUAGAUGAAAUUAAUCAAAUAAUGAAUACUGCUCGUCAGGCAUGGUCUAUUAUUAACAAUAAUCGAGCUGUUAUUGAUAUUCAAACAUCCUAUGGUAAUGGUAUACCUGGUUAUAUAACUGAUCCAUUUGAACUUCAAUCAUGGUCAUCACCACCGGCUUCUUAUUCUUUUACUAUUAAUGUUAACAAUCGUUUAAAACAACGUGUUCUUCAAUUUACUUAUACUCUUCAAUUUACAUAUGGUGGUUCAUUAGAUGGGAAAGGUGCUUAUUUAGAUCGUGUCACAGUUAUUCCAUCACGUAUAUCAGUUGCAUGGGGUUUUAUAUUUAAUGCAAGUGUUCAAAUAGCAUCUGUACAUAAUGUUGGUACACGUGAUGAACCAAUUGCUGCUGCUCAUGUUGAAUUACAUUAUCGAUUAGUAGGACUUAAUGUAGUUGAAAGAACAGAAUCAUUUCAUGUUAGAGGUGAUGGACAAUAUGUACAUUUAAAUGCUUGA
Rotaria sp. Silwood2 is the source of this 666-nucleotide messenger RNA. The record is from the annotation of a GenBank genome assembly. Lineage: Eukaryota; Metazoa; Rotifera; Eurotatoria; Philodinida; Philodinidae.